Molecule: messenger RNA, 306 nt
Organism: Paramuricea clavata
Lineage: Eukaryota; Metazoa; Cnidaria; Anthozoa; Malacalcyonacea; Plexauridae
Source: the annotation of a GenBank genome assembly
AUGCGGACAAUAGGCGAUUCCGUAACUGAGGCAGCAGGUCCAGAAGGAGAACUCGAUGGGACUGCGUGGACACCAGGCACUGGAGUUGCUACAGUUUGCAGGCGUCGAGUCACUUAUGCGGUUACGGAGCUGACGAUCUCUUGGAGCUGUUGGGGCGUGAUAGCCGAGGCUGGAGCAAGAGGAGCAGCUGUUGCUGGCCGAGGAGAACUGGACGAAGGAACCGUCGUGGUUGUUCCUGAGGCACGCGGCGCUCGAGCGCGAUGGGAACGGCGUGCUGGUGGUACGGCUACCGAUACUGGUCGCUGA